AGGCAGGGGCAGAGGUGGGAAGAUCAGUACAAGGUCAGGGCCGGAUUGGUCUACACAGCAAGUUUCUGAUCAACCAAUGCUACAAAACAAGACCUUGUCUCCAAAACCAAAAGGAACAGUAACAAAAAGUGGGUGAGUGGUGUGGAAACAUGGCCUCUGGGUUCUUAGCUCAAGACUUGCUCUCCACUCAUCUUUCCAUACUUCUCAGAGCUGUCCUUCUUGCAAAAGACCAAGGUUGAAGUUGAGGGUUUGGUGUCAGAGGAGAUGGUGACAUUCAAGGAUGUGGCCGUGGUCUUCAGCGAGGAGGAGCUGGAGCUUCUGGACGCUGUCCAGAAGAAGCUGUACUGUGACGUGAUGCUGGAGAACUUCAGGAUUGUGGUGUCCCUGGGGCAUCAGAUCAUGACUCCAGAUGUUUCACUCCAGCUCAAGAGAGAAGAUGUGCUUUGGAUGUUGACGAUGGUCAGUCGGAACUGUGAGUCUGCAGGAGCCAGGAAUCUGAAUGAGAAGGAAUCCCUUCAGGAGGCAGGAUGGAGGCUCCUGCCCCGGGAGGAGCUUUUCUGCUCACGCAUCUGGCAACGAGUUACCAGGGAGUUAACCCAGGGUCGAGACUGCAGGGGGAAGGAUGGAGGAACCGGCUCUGCGUUGGGGAAACCGGAUGCUGUACAGAGCGAAGGAGCGGAGCUCAGGAAACUUUCCAGUCAGAAUUCAUUUCUUCAAGUUCGCCAUGGAGAAUGCCGCGAAGGAGCGGAGCUCAGGAAACUUUCCAGGAGGAAUUCAUUUCUUCAAGUUCACCAUGGAGAAUGCCGCGAAGAAGAGGCAUGUGAGGAAGAUGCUGGUUGCAGCCGUCAUCUUCCUGCCGUUCCAGGAGAGAAGGCCUCCAAGUGUGGAACUGGGACAACCUUCCGUCGGGUCUCCAGUCCUCAGUCCCAUCAGAGAGCGCAGAGACACAGAUCGACCCAGUCUGACGCACUGUUUAAAAAUCUCAGUCAAAGGCCACUAUUUCAGUGUCAUCAGAGCGUCCCCACUGAAGAAAACUCAAACGAAUAUGAGGAGUGUGGGAAGCUUGGGAAAGACUCACAUGGUCAGACCCCCCUGUUAGUCCACACAGGAGAUGAGGCCUAUAACUGUGAGGAGUGUGGGGCAGGCUUCAAUCAAAGCUCGUGUCUUCAAGUCCACAGAGUCCACGCUGCAAAGAAGCCUUAUAAGUGUGAAGAGUGUGGGAAGGGCUUCAAUGUAGGCUCACACCUCCAAGCUCAUCAGAGAAGCCACGCCAGAGAGAAACCAUACAAAUGUGAGGUGUGUGGGAAAGGCUUCUGUGGGGCCUCUAAUCUUCUGGACCAUCAGCGAGGCCACACUGGAGAGAAGCCUUACCAAUGUGGUGCUUGCAGGAAAGGCUUCAGUCGGAGUUCUGAUUUUAACAUUCAUAUUAGAGUCCACACGGGAGAGAAACCCUACAUCUGUGAGGCGUGUGGGAAGGGCUUCAGCCAGGCCUCUCUUCUUCUGGCCCACCAGAGGACCCACACUGGGGAGAAACCCUACAAAUGUAACACGUGCGGGAAGGGAUUCAGCCGGAGUUCCGAUCUGAACGUUCAUUGUAGAAUCCACACAGGAGAGAAACCCUAUAAAUGUGAGAAGUGUGGGAAAUCCUUCAGUCGGGUCUCGAUUCUCCAGGUGCAUCAGAGAGUCCACAGUGAGGAGAAACCAUAUCAGUGUGCAGAGUGUGGGAAGGGCUUCAGUGUAGAGUCACACCUGCAAGCCCACCAGAGAUCCCACACUGGAGAAAGACCCUAUCAAUGUGAGGAGUGUGGAAAAGGUUUCUGUCGGGCAUCCAAUUUUCUAGCUCACCGUGGAGUCCACACAGGAGAAAAACCAUUCCCGUGUGACGUGUGUGGAAAACGCUUCCGGCAGAGGUCCUACCUCCAAGACCACCACAGGGUCCACACUGGAGAGAAACCGUACAAGUGUGAGGAGUGUGGGAAAGUCUUCAGCUGGAGCUCCGGGCUCCUGGUUCACCAGCGAGCCCAUGCUGAGGAGGAAUGUGGUAAGGGCCUUUCUUCAUCUGAGGAUUCAUACAGGAAAUAAGCUCUACAAGCUUACAUUUUAAUAUCUCAAGAGAAUGCUGAACUCUCUGGUCUGAGCUGUCAAAGGGCACAGGAAAGUUAUCUCAUAAUUGGGAACGUAUAUUAGCUAGAGCCACAGUGGACUGUCACAGUGUUUGGGAGACCAGACAUGAGAGGAACUAGUCAGAAUGGACCUUUUGUCGUUUCAUCCAGAACCUUGACCCUUAUCAGAUCCAUCUGUGCAGACAAGAUGCCCAGGAAAGAUGAACCUGGCCUGGAAUUAACUAGAAGCACAAGCCUGUUCAAUAGGAUUUAAACUCCAGUAGAAUGGAGACAACAUUCACAGCCAAAUCUGACCCACGUUUUUAAUGCCUCACCUGUUGGGUGCUUUCUAGCCCCACAGGGUUUGUUAUGGGACUUGGUCUCAUGUACCCCAGGGAACUCCUGAUCCUCCUGCCUCCACCUCCAUAGUGCUGAGAUCAUAGACACACACCACCACACCCAGCACUUAGCUAAUUGUUCACUGGGCCAGACCGGAUUUGUUGAAUUCCAAAUUCAAAUCCACAAGUCUUUUUUCCUUGGCUCGAAUCACCAUAUGUUAACGAACAUGCAAUUACCAUUAAGUAUCACCAAGAAUGUGAGUGGGUGGAAAUUGCAGGGUAUCGUGUACCUGCCAGUCAGCUGUGCUGUGGUGGCAGUUGUUGUUAUUGCUUUGGACAUUUCCUCAGCAUAAAAAUAGAUUAUUGCUACAACCCCGUGACCCGUUACCUGGGUAUUUAAGUUGUUAAAAUUCUGAGAUAGAAUAUCAACUCUACUUAACACCUGUUGAGAUGUCACUAGGUCAGGUGUUAUGGCACAGGUUAGUUAUCUCAUGAUCUCAACACUCUAGAGGUAGUGACUGUAGGGAGUCAAGAGUUCAAGACCAACCUCAGCUACAUAGGGAGAAUGGGGCCAGCCUGGGCUUACUUAGAUCCUGUCCCCAAAACCACCACCUCAAUUCCCUCCACAAAAAAAAAUCCAAAAAAGUUAUCAAGAUGAGAAAACGGGAAAUUAUUGUGGCAAAGAAAAGAGCCUCCCACACUGUCUCAUUUUGUUGUGUUUAAUCAUUUGUCUGGGAGACUCGUGUGUGUGUGUGUGU
Messenger RNA from Peromyscus leucopus (white-footed mouse), 3198 nucleotides. RefSeq names its product zinc finger protein 45-like. The record is from RefSeq and is a predicted model, not a curated record. Gene Ontology annotation, biological process: negative regulation of transcription by RNA polymerase II. Gene Ontology annotation, molecular function: DNA-binding transcription repressor activity, RNA polymerase II-specific. Lineage: Eukaryota; Metazoa; Chordata; Mammalia; Rodentia; Cricetidae.